AUGAACCUCAUCGUGGGCUCGUUUCACGAUGGGCUGCUGCUCUACGCUCGCGCCCUGAGGCAGCUGCUGGCUCGAGGUGGCAGCGCCAGGGACGGAGAAGCCAUCACGGAGCUCAUGCACGGCACGUGCAUCCAGGAAGCGACGCCGCCCGUGGUGCUGGUGACGUCGUGCGUCUGCUGUGCGCUCGCCCUCAUCACGGUGGCCUCGUCCCUCCUCUACAGGACCCUGCGGGAAGCGACGCCGCCCGUGGUGCUGGUGACGUCGUGCGUCUGCUGUGCGCUCGCCCUCAUCACGGUGGCCUCGUCCCUCCUCUACAGGAGGGUGAGGUUGGAGAGCGAGUUGCGCAAGAGGCUGUGGCGUGUUCGCUGGGAGGAUGUUGAGCUGCUGGGCGAUGGCGCGGAGCGGCUGAGGAGGAGCAAGCUGGCGGCUGGGGGAAGACUGGACGCCUCUCCCACGACCUCCCGACGUGGUUCCUUCUGCAGCGUCGAAGGCCCACGGGAGGGGUCCCCCACUGUGGCCUCCUACAAGGGCAACGUGGUGGUGGUGAAGCCCAUCCUUAGAAAGAAGAUCGACGUCUCCAGGAAGUUGCUGCUCGAGCUGAAGCACAUGCGCGACCUUCAGAGUGACCACGUGACUCGCUUCGUGGGAGCUUCCCUGCAGCCCCCCCACGCCUUCAUCCUCACCGAGUACUGCCCAAGGGGGAGCCUCAAGGACAUCCUAGAGAACUCGGCCAUCUCCCUCGACUGGCUGUUCCGAUAUUCACUCCUCAACGACAUCGUCAAGGCGAUGCAGGUGCUACACGGCAGCGUGAUAGUGUCCCACGGCUCUCUGUCGUCCUCCACGUGCGUCGUCAACUCGCGAUUCGCCCUCAAGGUGACGGACUACGGCCUGCCCAGCCUGAGGGCCCACAGGCCCAGCCUGAGGGCCCACGGGCCUGGCCUGAAGGCCCACGGGCUCGACCGCCGGGGAGCCAGGGACGCCUACGCCAAGUGGCUGUGGACAGCCCCCGAGUUGCUGCGCUCCGAGCGGCCUCCACCGCAGGGCACCCAGCGGGGAGACGUCUACAGCUUCGCCAUCAUCACACAGGAAGUCGCUCUCCGGCAGGGACCCUUCUACCUGCAAGGGCAGCAGCUGAGCCCCAAAGAGGUGGUGCUGGAGGUGCAGAGGGAAGGUCGCCAGCCCCCACUGCGCCCUUCUCUGGACCCCGUCGUGUCUGGUGCUGACCCUCUGCCUGAGCUCGCUCGCCUCGCCGCUCGCUGCUGGGACGAGAAGCCGGAGCUGCGGCCGGACUUCAGUGCCAUCCGCCAGGCCAUGCACAGACUCAACAGCGGACAGACCUCCAACCUGCUUGACCAGCUGCUGUGCCGCAUGACUCAGUACACAGCCACUCUCGAGCAGCUGGUGGAGGAGCGCACAGCGGACUACCUGGAGGAACGGGCCCGGGCCGAGAACAUCGUCUACCAGAUCCUGCCCCGCACUGUGGCUGAGCAGCUGAAGAGGGGACAGAGCGUGGUGGCAGAGGCGUUCCACUCCGUCUCAGUCUACCUGAGUGACAUCGUCGGCUUCACAGCUCUGUCUGCUGAGAGCACUCCCAUGCAGGUAGUGGCUCUGCUGAACGAGCUCUACUCAUGUUUCGACGAAGUCAUUGACAGCUUCGAUGUCUACAAGGUGGAGACUAUUGGCGACGCCUACAUGCUGGCAUCAGGCCUCAGCAGCCAGAGUCAGCACCAGCAGCACUGCUCGCUCGCCAGAGCAGCCUUGGCACUCCAGGCCAGAGUGAGGGUGUUGGGGAUUCCACACCGGCCCGGGCAGAGACUCCAACUGCGGGCAGGAAUACACACAGGCCCCGUGUGUGCAGGAGUGGUUGGUCUCAAGAUGCCGCGCUACUGCCUGUUCGGUAAUACGGUGAACAUCGCCGCUCGAAUGGAGUCACAUGGAGAAGCUCUCAAGAUCCACGUGUCAGCCUCCACCAAGGCGGUUCUUGAAGAGAGCGGCGACUUUUAUCUGGAACCACGCGGGGAGCUGGACAUGGAGGGUGGAGGGUCUAUGGCGACCUUCUGGUUGCUGGGGGAGAGAGACGGAGCAUCGGAGGGGCGGGUGGAAGAGUCGAUGCAGUGA
Molecule: messenger RNA, 2118 nt
Organism: Lethenteron reissneri (Far Eastern brook lamprey)
Lineage: Eukaryota; Metazoa; Chordata; Hyperoartia; Petromyzontiformes; Petromyzontidae
Product: atrial natriuretic peptide receptor 1-like
Biological process (GO): protein phosphorylation; receptor guanylyl cyclase signaling pathway; intracellular signal transduction
Cellular component (GO): plasma membrane
Molecular function (GO): peptide receptor activity; adenylate cyclase activity; ATP binding
Source: RefSeq, a predicted model, not a curated record